CUUCUCACCGGCUCAUCGCCUAGUCGCACACUGCCGCCGCAUAGCCCCGCCCCUACCUCCCCAAACGGGCAAACCCUAAACCCACGAUCCCCUCUGUUCGAUCUUCCCAUAAUCCCACCUCGCCGGGCGCCAGCAGCCGAUUCGCCGCCGCCAUGGCCUUGCCGGCGCCGCCGAUACCCGACCCCCAGGCGCUGGGGUCGCUCCCGACCCUCACAGAUGAGCUCUUCGAGGAGAUCUUCCUCCGCCUACCCACCGCGGCCGACGUGGCCCGCGCCUCCGCUGCCUGCGCCUCCUUCCGUCGGAUCAUCACCGCCCGCUCCUUCCUCCGCCGCUUCCGCGCCAUCCACCCGCCGCCACUGCUGGGCUUCGCCGCCUACGAGGGAUUUCACCCCGCGCAGCCGCCCCACCCCUCCGCGCCGCUUGCUCGCGCCUUCGCCGACGCCGCCGACUUCUCCUACUCCUUCGUGCCCCCAGGGAGGUGGCCCACGCCCUGGCGUCCCCGCGACGUUCUCCAGGGCCGCGUCCUCCUGGAGUGCACCCCCGAUUGCGACCCCGGGUUUGAAUACUACGCCACCGUCUUGCUGAGGGAUCUCGACCUCGCGGUGUGUGACCCCUUAUCCCGGCGAUACAGCCUGCUUCCUCGCAUACCCAAAACACUAAGGGGUCAGCACAAGCACCUCAUUGAUUUCGGUCUUUUCUUCGCUCCUACCGGUGAAGAUGAGGACGAGACAUCAUUCAGAGUGGUAUGUGUGGCGUGUAACAAAACUAUGGUGGUUGUGUUUGAAUUUACCUCCAUCACUGGACAAUGGCACAUCCCUGCCUAUCUCAGCUGUAGUUCACUGGGCACUGUCAUGCCCGACAGCCGGUACAGCUGCUCCUGUCAUGAUCAUGAGCAGGGUCGCUUCUACUGGAUGGUGCCUUGGAGGAACAAAUUGCUUGUGCUUGAUGUGUUCAGUAUGGAGAUAUCUAUUGUCAACAACAAUCUGGCUAACUACCGUGUGCAUGACAGCGGGAAGCCUCUCAUUGUACUGGGUAGAGAUAGAACCCCUGAGGUGUUUUUUCUUGCUGAUUGCUUUGGGGAUGGCCCAACCGACAUAAUUCGCAUCACAAAGGAAAAUGGCAGUGCAUCUUCAGAUGCCUGGCAAUUCGAAAAUGUGAUAAUGUCGUCGGAGGACUCUUUGGACAACUCAGCGCACUUGUCGGCAGAAGCUCCAGAUGUUGAAUAUUUGUCACUUGAUGUCAAGACUUCUGAACGUAAGAAGGUCUGUGUGAUGAAGCGGUGCUUCCACACUGUCUUUUCAUACUUUGGCUACCCACCACCAUUGGCAAAACCAACUAUAUAA
Messenger RNA from Panicum virgatum (switchgrass), 1343 nucleotides. RefSeq lists its product as uncharacterized. NCBI's taxonomy places the organism in Eukaryota, Viridiplantae, Streptophyta, Magnoliopsida, Poales, Poaceae. The coding region runs from base 153 to 1343 and encodes 396 amino acids. The record is from RefSeq and is a predicted model, not a curated record. Gene Ontology annotation, molecular function: protein binding. The transcript is spliced from 3 exons.